This is a messenger RNA of Linum trigynum, 4269 nucleotides long. The record is from the annotation of a GenBank genome assembly. Lineage: Eukaryota; Viridiplantae; Streptophyta; Magnoliopsida; Malpighiales; Linaceae.
CUCUGCUCUCACCACCACGCGCACCCGGUUCUUCCUCAUCAACGUUUCUCAUCGCGACCGUCCAGCAAUUACAUCCUACGGCUCCUGACAACAACCACAGAGUAGGAAACUAGGGUUUGUGGCUCCCAGAGUAUAUAAGCUCCACAGUUACUCCACCGCCGGCGCGGUGCAGUUCGAGCUUCUGCCCUCCCACCCUUAAAAAAACACCAAAAAAAAUUCUCCUUUUCCUCUCCGUCGUCUAGCCGUCCGGUAGUGUCCGUCUCCGGUCGCCGACGAUUCUAUCCCUCCUAUAUCCUAUCCCCCGCCCCCUCUCCUCUUUUAUUAUCCCUAAAUUUUGCCCUCUAUUACUAGUCCGGUUUUCGUUUUAGGAUCACAUUCGGGAGAUAGAGUGGCGCCGUGAAAGCCACUGUGUUUUUAUCGUCUCUCUCGAGGUUUCCGAUUCUUAUAUAAUCGUUACGAGGAGAGUGGGGAACGGAGAAAAAAAAAAUAAAAAAAAUUUGGUUCUAGGAAAGGUAGAAGAAGAAAAAAGGAGUGGGAUUUGCAGAAGGGCUCAAAGGUUCUGAGAUGGCGCAGAUUCAGGUGCAGCGACAGCAGGCGGCGGCGACGGGAGCUGCGGCUCCUCCGCCUCCUCAGUCGAUGCCCACUCAGAAUGGAAUGGCUGGUGGGGUGGCGACUGGACCAAUCCCUUUAGGUUCCACUUCGCUCUAUGUCGGAGAUCUUGAUCUCAACGUGUCCGAGGCGCAGCUUGCCGAUCUGUUUGGCCAAGUCGGCCAGCUGGUGUCCAUUCGGGUCUGCAGGGACCAGACUACCCGGCGAUCUCUCGGCUAUGCUUACAUUAACUUCACCAAUGGACAGGAAGCUGCAAGGGCAUUGGAAUUGUUGAACUUCACUCCACUCAACAACAGUCCUAUCAGGAUCAUGUAUUCACAUAGGGAUCCUAGUCUUCGUAAGAGUGGUGCAGGAAAUAUCUACAUCAAGAACCUUGACAAGGCAAUUGAUCACAAAGCUUUGCAUGACACUUUCUCUGCCUUCGGCAACAUUCUGUCUUGCAAAGUGGCUACUGAUGCUUCUGGACAGUCCAAAGGUUAUGGUUUUGUUCAAUUUGAUACCGAGGAAGCUGCUAAGAAUGCUAUUGACAAGUUGAAUGGCAUGCUGAUUAAUGAUAAGCAAGUUUAUGUUGGGCCCUUUCUCCGUAAGCAGGAGAGAGAUAGUUCUACAAGUAAUACAAGAUUCAAUAAUGUAUUUGUGAAAAAUCUUUCCGAAUCAAUAGCGGAUGAGGACUUGAAGAAUGUUUUCGGAGAGUAUGGUUCAAUUACUAGUGCUGUGGUGAUGAGGGAUGGAGAUGGGAAGUCUAGGUGUUUUGGCUUUGUUAAUUUUGAAAAUGCAGAUGAUGCAGCUAAAGCUGUUGAGGCUCUUAACGGGAAAAAAUUUGAUGACAAAGAAUGGUUUGUCGCAAAGGCUCAGAAGAAAUCUGAAAGAGAGCAAGAACUGAAAGGACGAUUUGAGCAAAGUAUGAAGGAAGCUGUUGAUAAGUACCAAGGCCUUAAUCUCUACAUUAAGAACUUGGAUGACACCAUAUCUGAUGAAAUGCUCAAGGAGAUGUUCUCUGAAUUUGGUACAGUAACAUCAUGCAAGGUUGUGCGUGAUCCAAGUGGAGUUAGCAAAGGUUCGGGAUUUGUUGCAUUCGCUACACCUGAAGAGGCAUCUCGAGCUAUUAAUGAGAUGAAUGGAAAGAUGAUUGUUAGCAAGCCUCUCUACGUUGCGCAUGCUCAACGCAAGGAGGAGCGUCGAGCAAGGCUUCAGGCUCAGUUUUCACAAAUGAGGCCAGUUCCUAUGCCUCCUGCAGUUGGCCCUCGUAUGCCAAUGUUUCCCCCUGGUGCACCUGGGCUUGGGCAGCAGUUUCUUUAUGGCCAAGGUCCUCCGGCCAUGAUUCCUACUCAGGGUGGGUUUGGCUACCAUCAGCAACUUGUGCCAGGGAUGAGGCCUGGUGGUGGUCCCAUGCCAAACUACUUCGUACCUGUUGUCCAGGGUCAACAAGGCCAACGCCCUGGUGGUCGUCGUGGAGGUCCGGUACAGCAAUCACAACAACCAGUUCCCAUGAUGCCCCAGCAGAUGAUGCCUAGGGGUGGACGUGGCUACCGUUACCCUCCCGGUCGCAACAUGUCUGAACUUCCCAUGCAAGGUGGAGGCAUGCUCUCUGUCCCCUAUGACAUGGGUGGCAUGGGAAUACGUGAGGCUGCAGCUGGGGGGCAGCCUAUGCCCAUCACGGCUCUUGCAUCAGCCCUUGCCAAUUCAACUCCUGAACAACAGCGAACUCUGUUGGGUGAAAGCCUGUACCCACUGGUGGAGCAGCUGGAGCAUGACUCGGCAGCCAAGGUUACCGGGAUGCUCCUGGAGAUGGAUCAGACUGAGGUCUUGCAUUUGCUCGAGUCACCGGACGCCCUGAAGGCUAAAGUAGCAGAGGCAAUGGAAGUGCUCCGGAACGUAUCUGCUGCUGCUCAUCCACAGGCAAACAACGCAGCCGAUCAGCUCUCUUCGCUGUCGCUGAAUGAUGGUAUUGUGCCCUAGAUUAGUCACGGGGGCUUUAUGUGGAUGGAAGAAUAAAAGAGUGCAAGGGGUUUUGCACCACCGUGAAGACACAUUUUUGGUGAUUGCGUUGUUUUUAGUGAGUUUUCGUUCUCCUUGGAUAUUUCCCAACUUGUUAGGUCUUUUCUGUUCCGUGGUUGAGUUGUUUCCGAACUCGUUUUGUUCUUUGCCCGGUCAUGUUAGGAUGCUGAAUGUUUUUGGGUAGGAUGCAAUGCUUUUUCCAUUUUGAUGUUGUGCUCAUCUGAAUUGGGUUGGUCUGCGGAAUUUUGGGAUGAACUUCUCGUAAACUACCAUUGGUUUGUCAUCACUUCCAUCUCUUAUAUUUUUUUAUAUUUCCCGUUCUGGUCCUGUAAAUGUUACGAUGGGAGAUAUUGGCUUACUUGAUAGCUGGAGACCGCGAAAGUGUGAAACUACAUUUCUUCAAGGCAACGAUGGAAAUUAAUAGGGUGGGCAUUGGGUAGGUUUUGGUUCAAAUUGACCCAUUCACUAGUCACUAACUAGCGGGUUGAUAUAAUUAUGAUUUGUAUCAUAUAUUUUUCAUUGGGUUGGGUAGGUGGCGACUGGCGGAUGGCUGCAUUUAGUUGCGAGUCAACCCGAAAAACAAUUCUCCAUCUAGUCAGUUAUUAAGAAAGUUGACUAACAUUUAUAAUAGUAUUUGUAUUAUAUUUUUCCUUACUAUAUCAACCAACCCGAAAAACAAUUCUCCAUCUAGUCAGUCAUUAAGAAAGUUGACUAACAUUUAUAAUAGUAUUUGUAUUAUAUUUUUCCUUACUAUAUCAACCAAUUGCGUAGAAAAAUUUGAUGCACUGUGACUCAUACAAUUAAUAUUUUAUAAUUUGCAUCACAAUAUCUAAUGAACAUUACACAAUAUAGUAACAAAUAAUAGUAGUCGAAAAAUAUUAUUAAUUCUCCACCUUUGGAAGUCGAUGGGCACUAAAAACAACAUUUUGUCGUAUAAAAUAUGGUGCGAGUCAUUCGGGUAACUCGCAAAUCACCCACACACUACGGUUCGGAUUAUUUACGGGUGGAUUAAUGUCAAAUUGGGGAUUAACCACCCACAUGCCUAAUCCUAUUUAAGAAUACACUUACCAACGGUGUAAAAAAUAGCUUUGCAAAUUUACUAUUUUGGAUUACCCCUAAAUUGGGUUGCAUAGGAAGAAAGGAAAAGGAAGGAGAUGAUAGAGAUUCUAAGCUUUAUAUUUUUGUUGUUUUAUAAUUAUAUAAUAAUUAAUAUUAUCCAUUUUUUCUUAUGAUUAUUAUCAAUGUACACGAUCAUGGGUGUUCGUUUGACUUCUGCAGCAAGUUUGUCAAGGUUUGUCUAGUCAAAUCGAAAUCUCUUGUCUCCCUCGAAUUUGCUUUGAAAAUUAGAGAGAAGAAGUGUUUGAGGAAAAUGAAGAGAGAAAUGAAUUGGUUGACUUAGUAUACUUGACUAAAUAGUUAAAACUUACAAAUUCGAACAUGUUUGACUAAAUUUGACCACAUCCAUUUUAUAGUUAAACUAGGUAGGAGAACCCUGCAGGAUGACCAGUAACGAGUUAAGCUACGAGCUUGAGGUUGCUCGACUAUUGAUUACUAUAAUUGAAAUAAUUAAUUACUAUUUGAUCAUGACCUUUUAAUAAUUAUUUUUUUAUUAAAGUGUAUUUAUUAAUAUUUAAGAUUAUUAAAUAAAAUAUCUUAUUUUAG